Messenger RNA from Lingula anatina, 2287 nucleotides. RefSeq names its product tumor protein D54. Gene Ontology annotation, cellular component: cytoplasm. The record is from RefSeq and is a predicted model, not a curated record. NCBI's taxonomy places the organism in Eukaryota, Metazoa, Brachiopoda, Lingulata, Lingulida, Lingulidae.
UGAAUAUUCCAUUCUGAACCUUUUUUUGGUGCAAAUAUCUGCUGUGAGUUUUGACAGAGUUGAAAAAGAAUUUUCAAUUCUGGAUUCUUUACUGGGACUAAUAUCAACAGUGAACUGGGAGAAAUUGCGUGGAUUCUGUCCAUAAUGGAGAGUGUUGAUCUUGGACAUCCCAUUGGCGUUGAAGCAGGAGGGACGAGUUACGCUGAGAUAGACGACCACUUCUACGACACUGCCGAGCUUGCCACCCCAGAUAGCGGUAUCGCAGACACAUCGCCGACUAAAGAUCCUGCGGAAGUAGAGAAAGAGAAGGAAGAAUGGAGGGUAGAGCUGGCUAAGACAGAGGAAGAGAUUCAGACAUUGAGAUCAGUCCUCGGUGCGAAGGUCCGCCAUGCUAACGAGCUGAAGAAGAAACUUGGAAUCACGACGCUGCAGGAGUUCAAACAAGAUGUCUCCAGCACGCUGACCAGCAUUCGGGAGUCUGACGCGUACAAAAAGACGUCCGAGAAAGUGCACCAACUCGAAGACAAGAUCACCCACUCUGAGACGUACAAAAAGACAAAUGAGAAAUUGCACCAAUGGGAAGAUAAGAUCACGUCGUCGGGAGCCUACCAGAAGACGAAUGAAGCUUUCAAGAAUGUCGGCACCAAAGCCAGUCAGGCUGCCAAUGCUGCAGGAAAGAAACUGUCAGACCUAAGGAAUUCCCAGACCUUCAAAUCAAUAGAAGAGAAAGUGGGCUCUGCUUACAGUAAUGUCAAGGCCAAAGUGACCGGCAGUAAAUCAGAGACCAAUUUUGACGAAGCCUUGACUGACACAGCCACUGAACAGCAAGAGUCUAACGGCACGGGCCCUGCGCCUGAGACCAAAGUCCCACUGUAGAUGGCAGCACUUCUGAACAGCAACCAAGAUAAGACGGGGGUCAAAGUAACCCUAGCUGCACCUUUCAUUUCACAUGGAAUAUUGAACUGUCAACACAGUUAGGAACUUGAUUUGUGAAAACUAUGGGAGGUUUCUGUAAUUAACAAUAACAUGUAUGAAAUAUUAAUUACUCUUUUUUUUUUCUCUCUUAAUGAAGUUUAUUCUUGUGACAGUAGUAAUAGGCACCUUUACCUAAUAUUUUGCUAUACAUUGUUGCUUAAAAAUUAUAUUGACAGUUAGAAAUAAUCUUGUAGUUUUAACUUUUGAAGUAUAUUCAGAAUGGUACUACUUUCACUUGGAUAAUCAUUGACUCUCCCAUGUUUAAACAAAAAAACUAAGAAAUAAAUUCAUAGGUACAUCAUGCAUUAGAUAUCAAGCAUUAAUAUUAUUGCACAUGUACAGAGUGCUAUUGGGGGGUAGUAGUAUAUUUGUCAUUGUUAAGAUUUAAUGUGAGUUAAGGAUUUAUUGCCUUGUUGGGUAACAUAGAUAUGACUGCCUUUUUUGUAUAAUUUUUUCUCUUCUUCUAUGAGUUUAUUAUCCCCACAUGGGCUGAAAACUUCUGAAAAGUUGUGAAUACGAAUAUCAACAAUUACAUUUUAUGGGGGCCACAUGCUUGUUUGUGAUUUACAAAUGUUUCAUUGCAUUAAUCAGAAAUUGAAAAUGACUGCAAUUUAGUUUCAUUAAGAGAUUAUAAAUUUCUCAUCUAAUUGGUUAAAGAUAUUUACAAAGAAUUGCAUCUGAAUCACAUUUAACCAUGGAAAAAAACUUUUCAAGGGACUAAGGAAACGAUAGAAAAAUGCCGCUUUUAAAGUUAUCUGAUUGGAAAGCUAUUUGCGGUAAGCAAUAACUGGCAGUCACCCAGAGUGUGGAGAAACUUGUUCUACAGUCUUGCAAAAGAACUACUUUUGACUGAUUAAUUAUAUAGCUCAACAACUUUUUAAGUGUAGGUAGGGGGUCAAUAUUUCUUCACAAGGGUUUUCAGUAAAUUAGGUGUGAAAUGACAUACCUUGGCUGGUAUAAGAUAGUUCUCAGUGGCCUCUGAAAGUAAAGGUACUACAUGUUAAAGCAAAUACCUAUAUCAAUUUUUAGGUGCUAUGUAACAACCGCAGUACAAACUGUUAUGAUAUAUUACGUGCUGGUUUCGGGUUCAUUAUCAAAUUUAAAUAGAUGUGUUUGUCAACUGCAUUUUAAGUUCUGCUUUCUCUUGCAGACUUAAUUGCUUCCUCUUGGGUUCAAAACUUUUGCUUAAAAUCAAUUUGAUAAAUAGCAUGUAAUUGUUUAGAGGUGGUAUGAAUUGUAUUUGAAAGAAUUAUAUCAGAAAGAGAAAAGCCACACGUUUGUUAAGUGCAAUCUUUUUUUUUUUUUUUUUUUU